Penicillium soppii is the source of this 2076-nucleotide messenger RNA. RefSeq names its product PPN1 endopolyphosphatase family protein. Gene Ontology annotation, biological process: sphingomyelin catabolic process. The transcript has 4 exons. Lineage: Eukaryota; Fungi; Ascomycota; Eurotiomycetes; Eurotiales; Aspergillaceae. The coding region runs from base 1 to 2076 and encodes 691 amino acids. Gene Ontology annotation, molecular function: sphingomyelin phosphodiesterase activity. The record is from RefSeq and is a predicted model, not a curated record.
AUGCAGCCCAUCAUGACCCUCUUACGGAAUACAAUCAUAUUCUUGCAUCUCACAUCUGCGUCUUCUCUCCCGGGGAACUCAUCCUACGUGGCUGCAGCAGGAUUUCCGACAUCUGUGUUCUCAUAUUACUACGUUUCUCCAGCCCAUCCAACCAAGGAGCCCCAGCCCAUCCUCUAUGACCCUGUCCUAGAUCUGAUAUUCCCUUACGAGCUGACCGACCCCGACAAUAUCCCGGAUAACCAAGAUGAGGUUUAUUUUCCCGUUCCGCCAGUUCACAUGCCCGUCAGAGAGAGAUAUAAACUGGUCCAACAAGCCGUGAAAAAUGUGACCCGCAUCCUCAAUUCCAACUCAACGAACAAGUGCACCAAGUGCAAGCAUGCACUGGCUGCAGCCAAGCCCGCAGCACUUCAUGCGCCAGUUCUUGUCCCAAAUACCAUGGUCAACCUCUGCAAGGCAUUUGGGUUCCACGCCAACGAGACCUGCGAGCAAGACUUCGCUUCCAACGCCUUCGGUCCGGUCUGGACACAAGUACUGGCAUAUGCCGAUGUUGAGGGUUUGGAUGGUCAGUAUAUCUGCCAUUCUCUCCACGAGAAGUGGUGCGAUGCGCCGACAACUAGCUCCCUCGACACAAGCAAUCUUUUCCCCAAGCCCAAGCCUGCGAAUGCUCAGGCGCCCAAAGCGAGUGGCGAGCGAGUCAAGGUGCUACAUCUCUCGGACUUCCAUCUCGAUGCUCGCUACGCGGUCAAUUCCGAAGCGAAUUGCUCUUCCAAUUUGUGUUGUCGGAGUGAUAACUAUAAUGACCUCUCCGAGGACGAGACAUUGAUUUCUGCUUCCGCCUAUGGCUCUUUCCUGUGUGAUACCCCAUACGACCUCGGUCUAGCUGCGUUGCAGGCUAUCGGUCCUCUGACUGGAACUGGUAAAGGGAAGAAUGAUGACCAUUUUGCGUGGACGCUCUACACUGGCGAUCUGGUGUCCCAUGAUCCAGCUCCGCAGAGUUCAAAGGCCUUGACUCAGUAUACGGAGACUAGCAUCUAUGGCAUGUUUGAACAUUAUCUAUCGGGUCCUGUAUUUGCGGCUCUUGGAAAUCACGACACCAGCCCAGCGAAUAUCGACUCUCCUCAUAAUCUCCUUGGGCGUCUGGGAGAACAGCAAAGUUGGAACUAUGAUCAUUUGGCUCGACUCUGGCAACACGAGGGAUGGAUCAGUCGUGAAACGGCUGAUGAAGCGCGAACUCACUAUGGUGGCUAUUCCAUCAAGACACACUAUGGACUGCGCAUCAUCGCAUUCAACACUGAUUUAUGGUACAGGCACAACUUCCUAGCUUUCGUCAACACCACCGACCCCGACAACUCCGGCAUAUUCUCCUGGAUGAUCUCGGAGCUCCAAAAAGCCGAAGAUGCCAACGAACGAGUCUGGAUAAUCGGGCACGUCCUCAGUGGCUGGGAUGGCACAAACCCACUCCCCAACCCAACAAACCUUUUCUACCAAAUCGUCGACCGCUAUUCGCCCCACGUUAUAGCAAACAUCUUCUUCGGGCACACCCACGAAGACCAAUUCAUGGUGUACUACGCAAACAACGGGACCAUGCAGAGUGUCGAAACCGCCCUAGCAACCGGCUGGAUCGUGCCGAGCAUUACACCCCUCACAAAUCUGAAUAGCGCUUUCCGCCUCUACGAGGUAGACACGGGCGACUUCAAUAUCUACAACGCUCAUACAUUUUACAGCAACGUGUCUGAGUACCCGGCCCUGGUGGAAACAGGCCCGACGUUCAAGUUCGAAUACUCGACUCGGGAGACGUAUGGGCCUGCCGCUGGCUGGGAUGUUGAUGAUCCGCUCAAUGCGACUUUCUGGCAUCGCGUUACUGAGGCCAUGGAGACGGACCUCGGGCUUGUUACUCUGCAUAAUGAGUUCCAGGGGAAAAGGAGCGUGAAAACUCCUGCCUGUGUCACUGCCGAGUGUCAGAAAGCGAAAAUCUGCUAUAUGCGGAGUGGCAGUGUUGCGUUGGGUAGCCAGUGUCUUCAAGGGUUUGGUUCGGUACAGAGUGCUUUCCACCGAAAGAAGCAUAAGCAUCAGUAG